Rosa chinensis is the source of this 702-nucleotide messenger RNA. Its product is annotated as protein RALF-like 33. Bases 194 to 523 code for a protein of 109 amino acids. The record is from RefSeq and is a predicted model, not a curated record. Lineage: Eukaryota; Viridiplantae; Streptophyta; Magnoliopsida; Rosales; Rosaceae. The transcript has a single exon.
CUCGCUCUUAUUAGUUUUUGUCUAGUUGGCUCUCUCUCUCUCUCUCGCUCACUGUUGAAGAAGAAGAAGAGACGCAACACAACAUUAACAAAAGUUCAAAACCAGAAGAUCAACAACACAGUGAAACAAACACAGAGAAGAACCUCAAGCAACCCAAAGCAUUCAACAUCAACAGACGCAGCAAACAAAAGCAAUGGCCAAGUUACUAUACGCUGUAGCCAUCCUCCUGAUCUGGGCCACAAUCUCUCUCAUGGUUUCAUCAUCCACUGUUGAAGCAAGUGGAGACCUUCCGUGGAUACCCACCACCGCCACCGGCUUAGUCUCCGGGAACGAUGAGUUCGACCUUGACUCGGAGAUCAACCGGCGCAUCUUAGCCACCAGCGGCUACAUCAGCUACGGUGCACUGCAGAGGAACACUGUCCCCUGCUCCAGGCGCGGCGCCUCCUACUACAAUUGCCAGCCUGGGGCUCAGGCCAACCCCUAUAGCCGCGGCUGCAGCGCCAUCACAAGGUGCAGGAGUUAAUCUUUUUGGGUCAUUUUGGAAGUGGGGUUUGAUUGUUAUAGAGAAAGAGGGUUUGGUUGUGGAUGAUGUGUCAUUGUUGUUAUUAUUGAUGGAAUAUAUUGAUGUUUAUGAUCAAAAUCAUAUUUGAAUAUGAUCUCUGUAAAAGAUUCAUUUUAUUGCUUAAUUCUUUUCUUCAAUCU